This is a messenger RNA of Trachemys scripta elegans, 1510 nucleotides long. RefSeq names its product (Lyso)-N-acylphosphatidylethanolamine lipase-like. The record is from RefSeq and is a predicted model, not a curated record. Gene Ontology annotation, molecular function: phosphatidylcholine lysophospholipase A1 activity. NCBI's taxonomy places the organism in Eukaryota, Metazoa, Chordata, Testudines, Emydidae. Gene Ontology annotation, cellular component: lipid droplet. The transcript has 5 exons. The coding region runs from base 1 to 678 and encodes 225 amino acids.
AUGCUCUCUGUCGGGGGGUGUCUCUGUCUGUGGGAUGGGGGAAUCUCGGGGGAGGGGGGUGUGCGUUGCCUUGUGGGGGUGUCUGUGCGUCCAUCUCUCACCCUUUCUGCUGCUGCCCCCCUGGUCUGGCGCAGGGUGAAGCACCUCAUCCUGGUGGACCCCUGGGGCUUCCCCGUGCGCCCCACCGACCCCAGCCAGAUCCGACCCCCCCCAACCUGGGUGAAGGCCAUGGCGGCUGUCCUGGGGCGCUCCAACCCCCUGGCUGUGCUGAGGGUCGCCGGGCCCUGGGGCCCUGGCCUCGUCCAGCGCUUCCGUCCUGACUUCAAGCAGAAAUUUGCCGAGUUCUUUGAGGACGACACCAUCUCGGAGUACAUCUACCACUGCAACGCCCAGGCACCCAGUGGCGAGACGGCGUUCAAAGCGAUGACGCAGGCGCUGGGCUGGGCGCGCCGGCCCAUGCUGGAGCGGAUCCACCUGCUCCCGCGGGAACUGCCCAUCACCCUGAUCUACGGCGCCGAGUCCUGGAUCGACACCAGCACCGGGCGCCGCGUGCGGGAGCUGCGGCCUGGGAGCUACGUCCGGCACCUGGCCAUCGCUGGCGCCUCACAUCACGUCUAUGCUGACCAGCCUGCCGCCUUCAACGCGGCCGUGCAGGAGAUCUGCGACUCUGUGGACUGAUGGGCCGACCCCACCCCAACGUGGGGGUACAGACCCCCUCCCCAGCGGGGCUGGGCCACAGGCUACAUCCCCCUGUGCCUCCCCAGAGUCACCCGCUCCCCAGCCACCUAGGCUCCUUCGCUGCCACUGAAGUCUCGGGGCCGCAAGUUGGGGGGAAGGGGGGACGCAUCAAGAUUGUGCUGAUUGAGGGUUUUAUUCCUCAGUCUCCUGGCUGAUUCAUUCCCCCCUUUCCCUUUGCUUCUCGCUCUCCUGGGCUAUCCCUGUCCCCUGUGGCGGGGGAGGACUGGUCCUUGAGAUGUCGGGGAGAUGUGGGGGGGCAGGGGCCUGGGACCUGGGGGCCUUUCCCCUCCACGGGUGCUAGAUGUGACCCGGCCCCAGGGCGGGAGACCGGCUCUCUGUGGAAGAGGGGCAAAUGGAGCCCCUCCCCCCCCAGCCAUCUGAAUCUCCCUCUGCUCUGUGAGCCUCCUGAUGUGCCUUAGGCUGCUGCAGCCACCUCUGGGGCACGAGGCCCUGUGGUCGUGUGUGCGCGACGCACAGUUUUGAAUGCACAUGGCUGGCAAGCUGCCAGGGGUCCUUUGCCCCUGUUGUGUCCCCGUCAGCCCCGCAGCCUGUGCGGGACUGAACAGCACCGCCGGCUGCCCCUGCCCCAGCUCUGCCCUGGGCUUGGGUUGGGCGGGGAGAGGACACGAUACCGAAGCCCAAGGGAUCGUCCCACGCUGGGACUGGGUGUGUCCAUCUAACGGUGCCAUGUUCUCCCGUGGGCCACACCGCGGGGCUUUGUACGGGAACCGCCCCUUUGUACCAAGUUUCUAUCUUAAUAAACAAAACCACA